Actinia tenebrosa (Australian red waratah sea anemone) is the source of this 4000-nucleotide messenger RNA. Its product is annotated as transforming growth factor-beta-induced protein ig-h3. Gene Ontology annotation, molecular function: cell adhesion molecule binding. Gene Ontology annotation, cellular component: extracellular matrix. The record is from RefSeq and is a predicted model, not a curated record. NCBI's taxonomy places the organism in Eukaryota, Metazoa, Cnidaria, Anthozoa, Actiniaria, Actiniidae. Gene Ontology annotation, biological process: cell adhesion; extracellular matrix organization.
CAGAUCAAAUAGCAGUGUUCCAAGUCAAAUUUACUAGCCAUAGCCAUACGAAGUGAUCAUCCUCAUAAAACAUGGCUCAUUGUUCCCUGGUUCGAGGAUUGGCGGUGCUUAUUAUCUUAUUCCUUUGUAUCGGUGGUGGACUUGGUACGUGGUGGAAUCCAUUUGGAUGGCGUAGAGUAUGGAAAGAUUGGGUUUAUGAACAACAUCGCCUGUCGCAUCGUCUUGACGAGGUUUCGAAGAAAGUUCAACAGCCACCUUUACAAAAAGACGGGAUUAACGUCUGUGGAGUUAAAGUUCCUAUUACGGUGUCCCGUGAAUGUCGAACUAUGUUCGGACGGCGAAGACUCAAAUGCAGGUUCAGAAGGUAUUACAUAACCAAAUACGAAUGUUGUCCUGCCUUCGCACGAGUCGAAGGACAGCCUGGCUGUCCCAAAGAGCUAUACGUUUCCAAGUUGAACAUCAUUGACAUCGCAAAAAAACUCGGUUUGAAUCAGUUUGUUAAACUUGUGACGGAGUCUGGUGUCGGUUCUGAGCUGAUUUUGGAUACCCGUUACACAGCUUUUAUCCCGAGCAAUGAAGCAUUCGAAGCAAUACCGAAAGAGACACUGGACGAACUACAAGGAGAGUCUACCAGACUUGGUGAUGCCCUUCUGUUUCACGUGCUUCCAGGGAAAUUAGUCACUGAUCAACUGAAGAAUAAUGAGCUACUCAAGACAAUGGAUGCCCCUCAUAAAAUGAGAGUCAAUAGAUGCAACGAUAGGAAAAUUUUCGUGGUCCAGGGAGCCAAGAUAAUCGAUGCCAACCAAGGAGCGUCUAAUGGUAUCGUCCAUGUUAUUGACAAAUUCAUACAACCAACACAAGGAACCCUUAGAGAUUACCUCAAAGGUAAACCGGAAUUCAGCAUCUUAUCUCGCCUGCUGCGCAGCCAUGACUUGGAGGACCUAACAAAUGUCACACUGUUUGCUCCAACGGACAAAGCUUUCCAGGCCCUCCCGGCUGACAGGCUCAACAGGUUACUAAGCAAGAAGGACUGUGUUCAGAAGCUAUUGAAAUACCACGUGUUAGACGAGCCAAUAUACAGUCAGCUGUUGGUGUCGUCUCGCCAAAAGUCCAUGAAUGGUUUAUUCUUAGACGUGGAACACAAGGGCAACGAAACUCUCAAAGUGAACGAUGCCAAUAUAAUAACGGCUGACGUCACGACUGAUGACGCAAUUGUCCAAGUGAUUGACAAACUUUUGAUGUCCAUUGCAGCAAUGGAACUGGUCGAAGCGGUCAAAGCUUUAAACCUGACUAAAUUUUCCUCCCUUCUGGAAAGAAGCUCUUUGAUGGAGGAAUUAAGAAACGGAGAAAAAAACUACACAGUUUUCGCACCAACAGACGAAGCAUUUGAAGCUUUGCCUUCUGAUGUCAAAACGGAAAUCACAGCGAACCCUCAGGCACUGGACAAGGCGCUCAUGUAUCACAUGAUCGACAGGAAAGUCUGGACCUACGAGUUUGGACGGGAUAACUGUGUUAUGACACGUAGUGGUAUGAGAGUGAGGCUCAACACAUUCCAGUUUGGAAAGGUGAACGCUGCCAACGAUGCUUGCAUAGAAAAGGCCAAUCUAGAGACAUGCAAUGGAGUCAUCCACGUGAUCGGCAAAGUCCUCGUUCCCGCCAAGAACACCAUCUAUGACGUCAUCAACAGUAAGCCCCAGUUCUCCAUCCUUGCGCGCAUCAUUCAAAGAAGCACGUCUAUAAUGCCAAUCCUGGCCAAAAUCAAUGGUUCAGUCACUCUCUUUGCUCCCACGGACCGAGCCUUUGAACGACUGAGAGAGAGAUCCCCAAGCAUCUUGAAACUCCUUCAAGAAGACUCCAAAGAAGCGACGCACUUCCUCAAAGCGCAUCUGCUCGACCGCACCAUCUACAGCUGUGGCCUCCAGUGCAAAUACAGCUACUGGUCCCAAUUCCGUUCCUCCUUCGUCGUCUUCUCUAUGUCACGUGACGUUCUCCGCCUGAAGUUACCAUGGCGACGAGGUGCCAGUGUAAAUAACAUUAUGCUGAACCCGGUUGAUGUGGCUGCUUCUAAUGGUGUAGUCCAUGGAAUAGAAAAAGUAAUGAACUGGAGCCCAUUGGGAUUACGAACAAGGAAAUACUACAAUCCGGUAAUCUUUGAUUGGUGGAUCAGACCAUGACGUCACUCCAGCUAAGGGAACCCAACCAAUUUAAAAAACUUUUUCUGGACUUAGAAGUUUGGGUAGAUUAAUGCUAAAACAGUUUUUUAAAAUAUUAAAAUAGUUGUGCUUGCUUUUAAAAGAAUGGUCAAUACUAAUCAGAAAGCUUUUCCAACGAAUUUACAAUAUUUUUCUGGACUUCGAAGUUUGGUUAAUCAAUGCUAUGACAUUCAAAACACUUACAGUUAAAAAGAAUAUUAUUAUAAUACUUUAAUAGUAUUAAACUACAAAAAGGUUAACAUAGGUUAACUAGCUAGCUGUAUACACCAGUUCACCUCCCCAGGGUACGAAAUUAACGCUCGCAAACUCCCAAAAUGCGGGUGAAAUCUAGUAUUUAGCGAGUAAUAAAUAAAUUUAACUAGCUAAGUUUCGCAAGUAUGACCACAGUCCAGAAAAUGAAGGACUGAAAAGUUCAGAAUCCGCAUCAAGUAACGCUUGUUAUUCUCUGCUUCUGAUCGCUAGUGACUUUGAAAUUUUUGCAAGCUUUUUUGCUAGUGGGUUUAAAAGUUUAUUUCGUGACCUGCUCCCCUCUCCCCUUUUUUACAACCGUCGUUUGUUCUCAGAAGUAGUCCUUGACAGUAGACCGUUUUCUCAAGGUUGCGUGCGCAUCCAAAUUUAAGGAACUUGAAGGCCACGAUACCAGAACACGAGUAUUAUCAUGCAUUGCUAUGAACAUUUUUUCGAUAAGAAUUCAUAAAAUUGAUUAUUCUCCUGUUUAAUUCCUCUUUAAAACUGUCUUCUCAAUUUUACUGAAUUUGUGUUUUUCAAUUUUGUGGCCGUCAAGUUGGAUGCGCACGCAACCUUGAGAAGACGGUCUAUUGUUGUCAAGGGUGGUGAAACUGAUCUACAGUUUUAUACUGAAGAGGAACUUCAUAAAAACGAUAUUUUUUAAUAGAAUGAUUAUACUCAACUGUGCUUUGCAUUUAUUCUUUAAGAUUAACAAUGAUUAUUCAUAUUUUUAUAUAUUAUUUUAGUAUUAUUAUUUUUAUAUUAUUUUUUAUUAUUUUAGUGCUAUUUUGAUGCAUGGCAGAUUUUAUGCUGGGUAAAUAUAAUAUUCAUUUCCAGCUCUGUUGGUUUGAUGUAGUCAUUGUUAUUUGAACUCUUCAAGCAAUGAUAUUAUAAGAGUACAAUAAAUUGGAUUAUAGACAUGGUCAUGGUCAUGAUAGCCUUAAGGGCCCGUUUUCCUGUUACAGGUAUGAACGUGUUUCUAGCUGUCAUAUUCAAUACUGAGAUAACUGAUGCAACUGAUUUGUGAUCCAAACAGCUACAAAUUCAAUUGAUUAUUUUAUAAUCUAGUGAUUCCUGAUUUUCACAAGCCRGUAGCAAAUCUUAGCUACAGUUCCAGGCUAGUGGACAAGCGUUAGUGUCUAGCAACAUUUUAGCUUUAGUCUUUCAAUCAAAGCCUUUUGAGUUUGUAACUAUCUAAAACUUUAACACCUYGCAGGUGAUUUCCAGAUUAUCUUUUCAUAAUAAUGAGUAUAAAAUAUCAUAAUGGAUAUUUUUUCCUGCUUAGCAAAUUCAUUUCCACAUUAUAUUUCCUGUCGUGUUUGUGGCUUACUAAACCAGAUUAACCUGUCAUCCCGGAUGUGGCCAACCUGGAGGCCAGGAUAGUCUGAUUGUACAGUGAUAUUAAAGUUGUAGGUAUUGAUUACCUCUAUUUUUAUUUGGUUGUAACAUUCACUGGUCAUGAGCGCCUUGGGAAUCUCUAGGAGAGUCAGGUUGGCAGUGUAAUAGCCAUUCACUGCAAUGUAUUUCUGGAAGGUAGAAUAAAAUUGGYAUUGAAGUUA